CGGUUUGUUAUAAAUAAUACAAUUCGUUUUUUGGAAACUACAACACACAUUUCAUUCUAUAAGCUCAUUUUAUCUACGUCGUUUAUGACAACUAUACUCCCGAAGAGAUGGAAGCGUUCUGACGUGAUGAAACUUCAUCAUUACCUUUUAACAAUAAAUAAUAUCAUAACAAGUUAUCACAUAAUUAACAAAUAAAAACAUAUUUGCUAAUACCUCAGUACCAUAAACGUGUUAAACUCUCUGGAUUAUAUGUAAACACCUACAAAUCCCAACUGGCAUAUCAGAGCUUAACUCCAGGACCACAACAUAUUUCAUUGAUGUUCUAUAUAAAAUCGUAACGAAAUUUAUUAAUAAAAAUUGUAAAAACUGCAUUUUCAGAUGAUUUUUGUUUGCAUGUUUUGAAUCCAAAAGUAGGUAAGUGCGACUAAAGCCUAGCAUGCGAUGCUUGCCAUGGGCCCAUCUAUACACAAGUACGAAAAACUAGUAAAUAAGGAAUAAACUUUUUAGUUAAGCAUCAUGUAGAAAAACAUAUAUAUUAUUUAAAUAUUCUUUUAAAUAAUUUAGUACAAAUGAAUAUUAACACUUCAUUAAUAGCAUUCUAGUUUAUUAUAUUUCUGAAUGCAACACAAUCGAAAAAAUUUUGUAAAAAUAUUUUUACUUACGCACAAAAAUAAACUCAACUGCUGGCACUCACUCAGUCCCAGAAGAAAUAACAUUGCAAAUAUUAAUAAAUUAUUGCUCCAUUCCUACAUGUACAUGUGCCAAUCCGUCUGCCCACUUAUACGCCUACUCGACCGACUACGUUGAAAACCAUGGCGAUGUUGUUGCUCGGGCCAUUUGGGCUGCUUGUGUCCGAAACCAAAACGCAAUGCAACACGCAGGAUAUGUGCGUCCCAAUUUGGAGUACACGGUCUGGUAUCGUCUAACGGAUGCACCAGAAUGGCGCACCUUGCGCAUUUUACAAAGGAAUAUCAUGGAGGCUACCAUACAACAUCUGGUACCCGGACGCGAAUAUGAAUUUAUGGUGCUCAGUCAGGAUCAAUACGGUGACGGAAUGUUCAGCAAGCAAUUUCGAUUUUCAACGCAAGAAUCGAUCAUUGAGGCUUCCGAGGAAUUUUCAAAUUCACCACAUGAAACCAAUCAACUUUCGAGCACUCCAAGCGCACCUUGGAAUCUGAGUUUAAUCAAAAACCCACAAGGCUGGCUACUGCAUUGGGAGCAACCAAAACGCGGGCAAGAGCAUUUGGGUUUCUAUAUUGUCCGCUGGUGGAAGGAGCCUGAACAUUUUUUGAUUGGCACCGCUGAAACCUUCUCCAACUACUAUCAGUUGCGGAACCUCAAAGAAGAGGCCACAUUUCAAAUUCAAGUUAUUGUCAGCACCGCAAAUGGAGAGGAAAUACCCAGUGAGGUCUUGACCUUCGAAGUGGUUACACAUCGUAAAAUGCGUGCAUUAGUCAUCGGCAGCUCGGUCUGCAUCAUGUUCCUGCUCUGCGCGCUAUGCGCCUUCCUCUAUGUGAAACGCAAUUGCCUGCGGCACUUAUUCAGCGGUGACACCGUGGAUAUGGACGUCGAGGACAUCGAGAACUCAAAGGAGAGCGAUAAAAUCAACAACACUUGAGUAUAUGAAAUCAACUGGAAGUUCCAUAACUGAGCCUUAUUGGUAAUUGUUAAUUCCGCCAUUCAAGUUUCAUAUGCGAAGCGUAUUUCAUUUUUUUCGGUUUUAUUUUUUGAAAAAAAUUUUAAUAUUAAACUAAGUACCG
Teleopsis dalmanni is the source of this 1760-nucleotide messenger RNA. Its product is annotated as protein borderless-like. Gene Ontology annotation, molecular function: protein binding. The transcript has 2 exons. The record is from RefSeq and is a predicted model, not a curated record. Bases 869 to 1618 code for a protein of 249 amino acids. Lineage: Eukaryota; Metazoa; Arthropoda; Insecta; Diptera; Diopsidae.